CUAAAAUAGAAGGAAGGACUAAUACCAUCAGUCUAUCCAUCGUAAAAAUGAUCAAAAUGGAUGCACCCUAGCAAUGGAAAAUAUACCUUCUGCUUUCUCCUAUGGGUCUGAAGAAGUAGGCAGCAUGGAAUUCCCCAACUCCCAGCCAGUCAGUGUGGAUCCAUCGGUCCAUGGGACCCCAAACCUGAUUGCUGGUGUGCAGUACACAUCCAUGGGACCUGGAGUCCAGAGGGAUACUAUAUGCGCCACACAAGGAAAUAUGGCAUUACAGAGGGCAAAUGCAUUUGAUCUGCCCCAUUUGCAGCUUCAAUACCACCAAGCAAUGUCCAUGCCAGCUUUCCCCAACUUCCCAGGAGGAACAUUUAACCAGAUAGUUUCUCCAAGACCUCAAAUGACUCCCACCAAUCUCCCAGCAAUGGCUGGCUUUACAGAUCCAGCCCAAUUCAUUCCACAAGCAGUUCUUACACAACAGCGGUCAGGGCCCCUGCCAGAUAAGAUGGACACACUUCCAAGCUUUAGUUCAAUAGUGUCCUCAGCAGCCACCAGUCUGUCCACCAUGAACAUGCACCCACAGCUGAUGAGCAGCAACAAAGAAGCACCUCUGACUGCUGCUCACAUGUUUGCUGCUCAAAGCAAGAUGCCUGUUACCACAUCUCAUUCCUCCCAACCCUUGUCAGAUCCAGCAGAUUCUCAGGUACAACAAGUAUUCUUUACAUGUCCACAACCAAAUACUCAGCUUUCACUCAAUCAGCAGCAACGGCAGCAGAAACCUGCAGAGUUUCUGCCCCGAGGUCAAUCACCAGCUGUACAGCAUGAUAUAAGCUCCUCCACAUCUGCACAGUCGGCGGGUUCCCAGUAUCGGCCAACACAAGCUUGUUUCGAUGCAUCUCCUGAUACUGAUGCAGCGAACACUGGCUUCUUUAUCCAGUCUGAAUCUGCAGCAGGGCAAGUUCACAGUGUUCCCCCCAAACCAGCAGUCUCAUCCUUGCCAAAUAGUAGAGGGACCCUGUCCUUCACAGCUGCUGGACUGGUUCCUGUUAAUCGGUCUGCUUUUGAACAAGCAGCCAACUCGGAGCAUUCAAACGCUAGUUCUGUUCUCCAAGACACCAGUUGCAGCAAUGGCCAUGAUAGAUCACCUUUGCCAACUGAUGAUGAAACUGAUGGAGAGAAGUAUUCAGAAACAGCCAUGUUUACGGAGUCAUUGACUCCCCAUUCCUCAAAUGAUACUCAAGGUAAAAUUCAUAUAUCCAAACCCUCACUCAAACAUACCAUUAAAAAGUGUCCCUCCAGAGUCUCACGGGAGAGAGCAGCUGUUUGUAAACCUAAAUCCAUUCCUGAUACCCCUUCGCCCCAUACAGUUCGAUUCUUUUUGCUAGGCAGAUUUGGUGAUCAGUCACCAUGGGCACAUCAGACAGAAUGCAAUGUGUAUGAUACCAGUGACAAUAUUGACUUUGAUGAUUGUUUAAAUUUUGGUAACAUGACUGAGCUUCAAGAUGACAACCGCAAUACUACAGGUGAAGCCAAAGAAACAUUACAGUGUGAUGGAAGACAACAUUCUGGCUUGACUGAGGAUACGGAAGCAAGGCAGGAGACACCACCUUACAGGAACAGAGUGUCUCAGAACAAAGUUGGCAUUCCAUCAACGUCUGAAACGAUCUCUGCUAGCCAGGAAGGCAGCCUUCUCUCACCAACUGGUAGCUCUGGUUCUGAUGGCAUGCCAGAUGAAGACGCUCCCUCAGCUGAUGUGUCUGCAGGUGAAAGUGCUGACAGAGGAAAACCACAGGAGUCCGAGACUGAUGAGGAGGAUAAUGGCCCUGUGUUUCCGGGGAUGGAGAAGUGUUCAUCAGGUGCCAUCAAUCCAAGAGCGUUCUUUCAGGUUCAGCCCGACCUUGAAGACAUUCCAUACUUCGAUUAUGUUGACAAGGAAGCAGAAAUGAAGCGUAAAAUGUGGCAAGCCAAGAAAGAGCAACUUGAAAUGGAAAGGAUGGAUGUGCAUGUGAAGAUUGACGACUCCCAGUGUAUCACUGUUGGUGAUCAAAAACGGUGGCAGUGUCACAAAUGUCCCAAGAACUAUACGACCAAACAUAAUCUUGUUACUCAUAUCCUUGAUCACAGGGGUAUUAAACCCCAUCUGUGCAUGGUGUGUGGCAAAUAUUUCAAACAGCUGAGCCACCUCAAUACUCACAUGUUGACUCAUGACAACAUCAAACCUCACGUGUGCUCACUCUGUGGCAAGGGCUUCACCCAGGUGAGCCAUCUGAAGAGACAUCAAGCUGUCCACUUGGACAACAAACCCUACAUCUGUGAUAUCUGCAAUCGCGGCUUCGCUUACCCCAGUGAGCUGCGGGUCCAUAAGGAGAAGCACAUCCCGGGGAGGGACAAGUGUGUGGACUGUGGGGAGGACUUCUCCAGCCCCAAGCUGCUCAAGCAGCACCAGGCCACCCACGAGCAGAGGGAAGAACUCACUUGUUCACAGUGCAAUCGGAUGUUUCGCUAUCCUAGUCAGCUGAGGGACCACAUGGUUACUCAUUCCGGGACACGCCCCUACAUCUGCACCGAGUGUGGCAUGGACUUCAUGAAGGACCACCACCUCAAGGCCCACAUGUUCACACACACGGGGCUGCGGCCCUACAGCUGCCAGGAGUGUGGGCGAGCCUUCAACCAGAAGGCCAACCUCCAGCGCCACAUGCUGAUCCACAGCUCGGAGCGGGCCUACAAGUGUGAGCAGUGCGACAAGACCUUCACCCAGCCACAGACUCUCAAGGCACACAUGGUGGUACAUGCUGAAAAGAAACCCUUCUGGUGCAGUAUUUGUGGUAAGGAGUUCGGCCGCCUGCACAACCUCCAAGGUCACAUGCACAUGCAUAACAACUCCAAGCCCUAUGUGUGUUUCUGUGGGAGCUCAUUCACACUCAAAGGAAACUUGAAUCGCCACAAGAAGGUGAAGCAUGGCCUCAACGAGAGCACGGAAAGCAUGGAGGAGGAAGCUGUGAACUUCCUCAGCCUCAUGUCCGAGCGAGUCAGGGAGGAACGAACACAGGACGACGAGGAUGCAGAGCAACAGGAUGCACAAGAAAUGUUGGACAGCCCACCUCUUGACCAAUCAGGUGACCUCAAAUCUCACAGGAGAGAGAGGAAGUCAACUCCAAGGAAGAUUCCAAGACAGAGGAAGUCCAUGGACAAUGAUGAUAGUUCCUCUAGAGAUCAGUGUGAUGAUGAAGAGGAACUGUCACAGUACUUCAGGCCACUGAGUGGCAUCAACAGUCAGACUAGACCCUCCAGACGCAGUCUCAAGAGAGAGUUUUCAUCGGAUGAGGAAGAUGACACAAGGGCACUUAAAAAACGAAGAGGUCACAGAUCAGUUCAAGUUGAAGAGGUCAAGGUCAAAGAAGAAGUUGCGGAGGAGUCUCUCAGUGAUGGUGAGGUGCGAGAAGAAGGUGAUGAUGAUGAUUGGAGUCCCAGCCAGAAACGGCCACGUUUACAGCGUGGUGCAAAACUUGACUCUAUCAUAGCAAAGAAAUUUCAAAGUGCAUAAUUUAUUUAUGUCUGAGUGCAGUGGUAUAUCUUCAUGGUUAUUCAGUUUUCUCUUUAAUUGUACAUUUGACACUGAAAUAGCCAAGGUUAUGAUAAGACUCUGAAUGUUCAUUGGAAUUAUCAAGUACAAGGAGAACUAAAUAUUGACGUGGUGUCCAUGACAUGGAUUAGCCCAUAUUCUAACAUCCAUGAUCAUCCCCUGUAUCUCCAUUCUGUGAUGAUGUAUACUCUGAAUCCUUUCAUCACUUUAGCUUUGUUUGACACCGGUCUGAAAGAAAUUAACAUCCAAUUAUAUUACCCUUUUCUUUCAUGAUUGACAAAAGCAGCAUUACCAUCAGGACUUUAACUUGAUCUUUGUGUGCCAUUGCAAACACAGCCAGGAUAUCUUGUGAUUUAUUUAAGUACAUUGAGGGCUCGUUCAGAUGGCUUGCUCAGUUUUGAAUCUAGAUCUCUGCUGAACACAUGUUCAGAAGAGGCAUUUUAAUUGGUUGUUGAUUUCAAGCUCAUGAUCGAGAGAAUUCUGUGUGAAGUGAAGAGUGAUGAGAAAGAUGGUGCUGGCAACGUCACUUCUAAAACGAAGCUGAGUUGGUGAAUGCAUCCAGGUAUAUAUCGUCAUCGAAUGGAGAUGCGAUACUCUGGAUAAUGAAGGAUAAUAAUUUAAACUAUACAAAGCACAGCCACUAGUAGUUUAAUUCACCAUUUCAAAAUGUAGACAAUCCAGAUUUAUGCUGUCAGCAAGGACAUGUUCAGAAUUUGAAACUUUACACACAGAAAUCCAGUGAGAAUUUGGUGUACAACAUGUUAAUGGGCUUUGAUGAUACACUUUGUUGCCAUAUGACUGUAAGGUCACCAUACAAUACAUGAUAUGAUUCAUCAAACCUCAAUACCAUCUUCCCGAGCAAGGGAGUCAACUGACUUUAAAAGUGCAGGCUCGAUCGUAGCACCACCAGUGGCUAUUAAGAGUUAUGUCCCUGCUGUGUCCCUCGUACUGAUCAAUCAGAUUCAACCACUCGUAACACUUGCAAUUGGUUCAAACAAAAUGGCGGCGCCAAUACAAGACGAUCUGAUCGAUAAUUAAAGUCUAAUUUGUGAUAAAACGGGUCUAACUUCGCAAAGUGCAUCAAAUCACGUGAGCACCUUGAUUUAAAACAUGAAAAGAUUUGGAAAAUAUCUGUUGACACCGUGUUGGUGGUACACAAUCCUGCAAUUAGAUAAAAUCUGCACAGCAGUUUACAUAUUGGAUGUCCAUUCUGUUACACGAUUUUGAUUGGAAUAUGCUCGUUGUCCAGCCAAAAAAUAACUCCAUAAUUCCAGCCUAUAGUCAGUUAACUCGCUUGCCUCUGGGAGAUGCCUCAACACUUGCCAUUUGUCAUAUUCAGCCCUCAAGAAAAAUGACUGAUGGCCUGACUAAAACAUAUUUGAUAAAUCUGUCAGUCAAGUCAGUUCAAAACUUGGGAACUUGUACACAUUCCAUCAGAAAAUAGUAUUUUAUAAUUCACUUUCAUACAAGUCAACAUGUCACAUACACAUGUACCAUUUGGUAUUGAUACACAACCUCGGGAUACUUGCAAAACUUGUCAGGUAUCACGAUACUUGCAAUACUUGUCAGGUAUCACAGUACUUGUCAGGUAUCACAAUACUUGCAAUACAUGUCAGGUAUCACAAUACUUGCAAUACUUGUCAGGUAUCACGAUACUUGCAAUACUGUUAGGUAUCACAAUACUUGUCAGGUAUCACAAUACUUGCAAUACUUGUCAGGUAUCACAAUAUUUGUCAGGUAUCACGAUACUUGCUAUACUUGUCAGGUAUCACGAUAUUUGCAAUACUGUUAGGUAUCACAAUACUUGUCAGGUAUCACAAUACUUGUCAGGUAUCAAAAUACUUGUCAGAUAUCACAAUACUUGCAAUACUUGUCAGGUAUCACGAUACUUGCAAUACUUGUCAGGUAUCACAAUACUUGCAAUACUUGUCAAGUAUCACAAUACUUGCAAUACUGUUAGGUACACUGAAUCUUUAAAGCCCAAACAUGUUGUACAUGCUUUAACUGGCUUCACUAAAAAGUACUCACAAUUUAAGAUUCCACAGUGUAUCAAGGAAAAGCAUUUUGGUCAUACAUCAUUUUGGAAUUACGGUAUUUUGUCAGUGGAAAACAAAUAUUGAAGAGUUUUAAGGUUUUGUCAAAUGUACCUUGUAAUAUCUUACUGUAAUUCUGAUGAAAUCCUACAAUGUCUGUAUAUUGUUUUGUUCAUAUUGAAAAUAUGUUCAACUUGAAAUGUGAAUAUUUUUAUACUUCAAAGCAAUUUGAUCACUGUGUUAUUUAAGACAAGGUGUUAUAUUAUUAUUGCUAUGUGCCAUGCUAGACAAUAACAAAAGACUGGAGAGGUGAAGGAUUGACUGUCGGUCUUGUAUUAAGUUUUACAUUUUAAAAAUCUCCUGUGAAACCUGUAGAACUAUUAUGUCUGAUAUAUAUUCCUAUAGCCUGCUCAUCAUUGGUGUCAUGCCAUGGCUGGAACGAGUCCAAAUUCACUACCCGGGUACCCACCCCACUAUUACCCGACCCUACCUAGGUACCCACUGUAGGUCUCAGGAGAUGUCUCUAAAUGUCCGAUUGGGAACCCUGGCAAAACGUAGUUAGAUACAUGUAUUAAA
Molecule: messenger RNA, 6183 nt
Organism: Haliotis rufescens (red abalone)
Lineage: Eukaryota; Metazoa; Mollusca; Gastropoda; Lepetellida; Haliotidae
Product: protein suppressor of hairy wing-like
Exons: 5
Coding region: 74-3535 (1153 amino acids)
Source: RefSeq, a predicted model, not a curated record